AUGAGCUGCCAACACUUGAAUCAAGUUUUUCGGAGUGAGAAGACCCGAGAUGGCGUCCUCAAGACUUACAAUAUGAUCCGGUACAUUAUUGCUCAUAGCACAUUCCAAAAUCGACAUCUUCACUCUAUGAGAUGUUCGGAAUGCCACGAAGUGAACUGCGGGGCUACUUUCAUGUGUUUGCAGUGUGGGUUCUGCGGUUGCUGGAAUUCACAGCAUUUUCUGAUGCACAGCAAGAAGGUUGGCCACGUCUUCGGCGUUAAUUCCAGCAACGGGCUUUUGUUUUGCUUCAAGUGCAUGGACUACGUGAGCGGCAAUGAAAUGCUAACCAACUCAAUGCUUAUCAAGUACUGGGACGAUGUUUCAGUGAAGAGCUCACUGCCCGUUGCGCGUGGAAGAGACGGCUUGUGCGGCUUGGUGAACAUGGGUUCUACGUGUUUCAUGAGUAGCAUAAUACAAACUUUGGUUCACAAUCCUUACAUUUUAAAGUACAGUAUGGACCAAUACCAUUUCGCUCGCUGCGACAUAGAAAGCAGCGUAUCUUGCAUUUCGUGCGCCUUGGAUAGUGUUAUUGAAGGCUUUUACGGGCCAGCAAGUGACAGUACAUUUUCGUCGCGACAGCAAGGUUUCAUAGAUCUGCUUAUGUGCGCGUGGAAAAUUGAUAAGAAUUUGGCAGGUUACUCACAACAAGACGCCCAUGAAUUUUGGCAGUUCCUUCUCAAUCAACUGCAUUCUGAUCAUCUAAGGAUAACGAAAAAACCAUCGAUAAAAUCUGAAACCUGCGAUUGUAUCGCACACACUGCAUUUCAAGGUACCCUACGAAGCUCUAUUUUUUGCACCGACUGUCACGACGGCAGUAACAUUACAUUUGACCCCAUGAUGGAUCUGUCCCUCGACAUCAAAAAUAAGUCGACCUUGGUCGAGUGUUUACGUAGCUUUCACGAAGGUGAAACCCUCACAGACUUCAACCAUAAUUGUCCCAACUGUGGAUCAAUUCAAAACCCAAUUAAACAAAUGACUAUAGCGAAGUUACCACCAGUACUAGUUUUACAGCUGAAAAGGUUUGAGCACCUUAUGACCGGCACCAGUGUGAAACUCAAUGACUUCGUUGAAUUCCCUGCAUAUCUCAACAUGACGCCGUUUUGCCAUCGAGAUGAGACCCGCACAAUGCCAGAUAUCGUUUACGAACUUGUGGCCGUCAUUUCCCAUGAAGGCUCUGUGAAUCAGGGCCAUUACACUAGCAUGUGUAAAAUACCUGGAGGGAAAUGGUUUCGUUUUAACGACUCCAUGGUUGUUAGCAUCUCGGAAGAAGAUGUGUUAAGACAACAGGCGUAUCUAAUUUUCUACGUCAUUCGCCAGAUUGGUUAA
Messenger RNA from Lachancea nothofagi CBS 11611, 1365 nucleotides. The record is from the annotation of a GenBank genome assembly. Lineage: Eukaryota; Fungi; Ascomycota; Saccharomycetes; Saccharomycetales; Saccharomycetaceae.